AUGGAGUUUCCUGCAGGACGAGAGGGCGAGGCCCCUCCACAAUUUGUGAAGCCUUUCCCUUUGACGGCACUGCCGAACGUGGCUCGUGCCGGUCCCUCCCCGUGGAUCAAUGGUCACCAGAUGUGUGGUUUGUCAGCAGCAACGAAGCCUUCCUGGGUGCCGGCAGUAGAGCCUUCCCCGCCUCGCGAUCGGCAACCGUCGGCAGGCGCUGCCUUGCCGAGGCGCAAGGACUCAUAUGGACAGGGAGAAAAGGCCCUGAUGUGCGAUCCUGUACAGAAACAGGAGCAGUCCCAGUCUGUAUGCUCACGUGCGUUUCGAGAACAGAAUAUGGAGGAGGACGCAUACUGGCCCUUGCCAUGCGCCGCCGGUACUCCUCCUCUGUCGGCUCGGUCUGAGGAAGUGGCUACCGACAACAAGGCAGACUCUAAUGUUGCUUGCGACAGUGUUGUUAACCCCGUGGACAGGGGUGAGAGUAAGAGUGGCAGAGACACUGUGAGCAUGAGCACGAUGUCAAACAGACCGUUUUACCCCGGUCCCGGAGUGGGAACUCACACCACUAAUCAAGUGUACCCCACCUGUUACACUGCUGCCCCCGCUGAGCAUUCAUCUAACACUGCGGGGCAGCACAAUGAAGCUGUCAGGAGUACUGCUGUGCCGUUCCCGUAUGCGCCUCCGCUCUGUCGUUCCCAGCCUGCUGUCGCCAAGACCUCCUUUAGAGCAAACGAUGUCCCUGCGUCUUCUGGCUUUCCUGGCGCGGAUCGUCGGAGGAGUUCCAUGAGCAGCCAAAAGAUAACUGGCAUGCUGCAGAGCGUUCGCAGGGCGUCAAGCACGCUUGUGCAGACGCUGACUGGAAGGCGCGAAUCGCUGAAGCCGUCUCAGGCUGCCGCUUGUGGGAACGAGCCUCAUCCAGGCUCCACUCGGAGGAGGAGCCGAGUGAGUGAAGCCGGGAGAGCAGAGUCUCGCGUUUCAUUUCCGCAUACCGCGUCUUCUCAAGCCAGCGGCGGAAGCAGCGAUCCGACAGAAGGAUGGGGUUUCGCUGAUUCAUCGGGAUCUCCGAAAGCCGUAUUUUUCAGGGGCUCGCUCCUGUCCAGAGCUCGUGCCAAAGGAAGCUCCACGGGAGAUGGGCGGCACUCGAGGGCAUCUUUUGAGGAGCCUGAGGAGUACUCCAUUUACUUUGGCGGGCACAACGAUUCAGUUGUGCAGCCGUUGCAGACACUUGAGAUUUUCGGAGAGGCCAGCAGAAAGGCAGAGGAAAUCCGGGCACAGAGGCACUCCGACGACGGACGCCAGGAGGGGGAUAGGGCGGGUUUGCGAUCGAUUUUGAUUACCCGAAGCUCGCAGACCGGCACGCACGGUUCCAGCAGCGCCAGGCCGUCAAGUCGAUCGAUGCAGAAUCGUGUCCGGUUUACUGAAAUUAAUGAACUACGGGAAUACAAUCCUCACGAGACGUUUCAGAAACGCGGGACGCGCGCAAUAUCCGAACACCCGUUGCUCGCAUCGCUGCGUCAUUUUCUCUUCCGCGUACAGAGCGAUAAACGCAGCAUCACGGAACUGGCAGAAAAAGUGGAUUUUAUGUCCGAGAGGACUUCUGCGGUAUCUACAGUCAUUGAUGCUUGUGUGCAUUCCAUUGAGGACGACGCAAAGCGAGAGAGGGUCACCCCACCAAGGGAGUCCGUGCAGGAAUCAACAACGCGACUCGAAGACGCUCACAAGCAAUUCCAGGCGGACCUACAUCAAGAGCAAAGGAAGACCAAACUUAUUUUCUACGGCGGCUCUGCGGCGUUGCUCCUCCUCUUUGUCGCCUGUUUGUCCCUGCUCGGCAUUUACAUCGCCGAUAAGAGAUCCCUCGAGAACGGCCCCUGUGACUUGACGGAGUGGACCGAGUGGUCUGCGUGCCUGGCUCUCUGUGGGCCAGGGACCUCGUUUCGGAGUCGGUCUGCGCGACGAGCAAGUAGCGCCGAGUGCCCCGCUCUCUUGGAAGCGCGUGAAUGCACGGGUCCUUGCAGUUACUUCGUCGUCGCCGCCAGCACGCCAGAUCCGCUGCCAAGACAAGCGGUAGAAAGGUUUAAGGAAUGCUCCCCAAGCCUCGGCCCCGUGCUUCGAAACGCAGUGCCAGGAACGAAUUCGAACGCGAGGGUGACAUCAGCUGCAGUGGACUAUUCCACAGGUCACCGAGUUUGGAACGUUCAGCUAAACUUUUGGCCAGUCCCAGGGACAGCUGCAUACUCCUUCGCCGCGAACGCAGCAGUCGACCCGAACAGGGUUGUCAGAAAUCUGGAGGAAGCGCUGGCUGACCCUUCGACGCCGGCUUCCAAGGCUUUUGAAAGCUGCUUGCCGACACCCGGAGUUUACAGCGUCACUUUCGCCAAAGCUUCGUCUGCCGUCGAGCUGGCGGAGCCUCACACAACGUGUGAUGUCUGGCCGCAGCCCUCAGGAGUUGCUGUGUUGGCGUGCAGACAGGCUCUCGCUGCGUGCCAGUGUUUGAGUCUCGUCCUUGUGCCUCCGAAGCCGAGUGCUCUUCUCGAGAUUGAAGACCCUGACGUGAUUCAAGAUAGUGGCUUCUCGAUUGAGCGUUCUGAGUGGCGCCUAUCCGCGUUGCUAGGUCUCGGCAUGAACAGCACCGAAGCCAAAGCGCGAAUCGACAACGCGCUAAGCAACGCACGAUCGCCUCUCUUUCUCGCGCUUGCCUCUUGCAGAACCGACUAA
This is a messenger RNA of Besnoitia besnoiti, 2706 nucleotides long. RefSeq lists its product as uncharacterized. The transcript is spliced from 10 exons. The record is from RefSeq and is a predicted model, not a curated record. Lineage: Eukaryota; Apicomplexa; Conoidasida; Eucoccidiorida; Sarcocystidae. Bases 1 to 2706 code for a protein of 901 amino acids.